GCUUGCUGACCAACGACUGCAGCAGUCUCAUUUUGCACCUAAGAAAUGUACCAUCGACUGUAUCCUGCCAUUGAGGGUUCUCAUCAAGUGCAACCAAACUCUUUGAGCCUUUUUUUACUUGUUUAUUUUUGGGGUACCACCCACUCAGGUUAUCCCUUUUGGCCAUUUUGUCAGUCCCAGUCCAUGUUGGAGUCCUGGGUCCUCCAACACCACACUUGCAUUGAGGUCGGGUGCGAUGGAACAGUGCACCUUGCUCUAAAUUGUGAGUAGCUGGCUCUUGUGGUAUUGUUGACAAACCCAAAACAUGCAUCAAACACGUCUGAGUCUCAGAGUAGCAGAGGAAGUGGCAGUUUCUGCAGCUGCGCACCAGUACUGAAGUUACCAGGAAGUUACCACAUUCUACUGCAGACAAGCCUUGUGGAUAAAUAAGCAGGCAGAUGGUGAUCAGUCAUCAGCGCAAACGCUGAGGGGGACGCUGGCUAUGGGCUGUUGCAGUGUGACCCAGAGACAUGUUGGAAUAACGGAAGUAGGGCCUGAUGAGAUGGAGCUACUGGAGAUCAGCAGUCCAGGGGUGUGGGGGCUGAGUGAGAUGCCCUUUCCCUCUCCGCCCCUGUCUGAGUUAAAACAGGAUACACAUUCUUCUGUCACUUUAGUGUCAACAGAAGGUCCCAGUUCACAGGCCAUCCUGUGGGGCAGAAGCAGACAGGAGUUGCACCAGUUGGUUUAUUCAAAACCUAUUUCUUCCUGGGAGGGCCAGUCAGCUCCCGCCUAUGGGGAAAUUGUUUGGUCUUCUGUCGUGUACCUCCACAAUCACCACACCCAGGAGAUGACUAAGCGAUAUCUGGUUUUGUUUUCUUUCCAUUUGCUGAUAUUAGCGAUUGAUGAUAGAAAGCAGGCCUUCAUUUACGAGGGCAUUCUCCCUCUCUCUGGAACAUCGGCACAAGCUCUUCCUCCGGACAGUAAGAUGAAAGAUGCCUUUGAGAUCAAUGGAUCAAUGGUGGAGGCUAGAAUCUUUAUCUGUGAUAAAAGCACAGACAGAGCAGUGUGGCUGGAAAACAUUGAAGAGAGGAGGAAGCGAGCCCUCAGUCUGCAGCUGAGCCCCUCUCACAGCGCCCUGUCCUACCUGGUCCCAUGUGAUAAAACGUGGAAGAAGGAGGAACUUAAGAGGUACCUGUUGCAGGCCCCUAUCUGGCAGUGGGAGGGCACACCCAUCCAGCACUUGGGUCCAAUGGGCUACCUCUCCCUGGUCCAUGUUGUAAAUGCACAGUGGCAGGAGCCCCAGGAACGCCUGCUGCUGCUCUUUCCAGAAGACCUUCUCCUGCUCUCUCUGGACAGUCGCCGCAUUCAAGUGAAAUAUGAGGGCAGGCUCCCACGUAAGACCAUCAAAGCCCUUGAAAGGUCAGCUUUACCCGGAAGGCUACAGUUUGAGUUGACAGGUGAGUUCAUGAUGCCUCUGCUGGUGUCCUGCCACUCUGAGGAGGACUACAAGACCUUGACUUUCCAGUUGCAGCAGCCUGAGCAGAACUCAGUUUUGGAUCAGGCUCCUCCACCACUCAUUCCUAAGAAACGCAGAAGCUGAUCGGAGUGCAAUGGAGCCUUGCAAGCUGCUCAUUAAAGACAACAUGCAUGAUAAACCAUCACUGAAUUCAAAAGAAGGUUUAUAUUCUCCAUCAAGGUCCCAUCUGGGAGAGAUUGCUGUCAAGCUAAAUUGUGUCUUUUUGGAUCGUGUGGACUUAAGCGUGAAGGAUAGAGUUUGCUUCUGCUAUCAAAGAUGCUGGGCUCCUCCAUGACCGCCCUCUGUCUAUCAUAACUUUUUAGACUGUUGUAGCCUCGUGUACUUCUCACACAUGAAGGAUUUGCCAAGUAGAGGUAAAAAAUGUAUUUUGGUACUGUGUAUUUAUCCUUGUAGUAAUACUGCAGCUUAAGUUCCAUAAAUGCAUUGCUAUGUUAAAUGGAGGGCCAGUAUAAAUAGCCAAACUUUAGGUUUUGGUUUUACGUCUAGGAUGGAAUACAAAUCUAUGUGGCCUUUGUGUAGCUGUGAAGAAAUAUGACCCAUUUCCUAGAUAAAUCAAUUUACCCACUGUAA
Messenger RNA from Brienomyrus brachyistius, 2086 nucleotides. RefSeq lists its product as uncharacterized. The record is from RefSeq and is a predicted model, not a curated record. NCBI's taxonomy places the organism in Eukaryota, Metazoa, Chordata, Actinopteri, Osteoglossiformes, Mormyridae. The transcript is spliced from 13 exons. Bases 482 to 1579 code for a protein of 365 amino acids.